AUGCCUGUUGAAAUUUUGUUGAAUGACUCUAGGGAUAUUAAAAGAGUGAAAACCGGAUUGGAAGCUAUCGAUGCGUUUGUCAAGCCAAUAACUAAAGAAGAUGGUUUCACAAUUGUCAAAACAUCAUUGAACGAUAUUGGACACCCUUUUUUAAAGCAAUAUCAAGAUAGACUAAGAAUGUAUGAUUCUGUCGAAGGUGUUAUGGCAGGAUGUAAUGAAAGUGGCUUGGCAAAAUUCGUAAGAGCAUCGUUACAGGAAUAUGAAUUGUUGAAUAUUGAAGAAUUGAUGGGGACAAUGCCAGAAAAGUACACCAUCUAUGAACCUCUGUUGCUAUUUAACAAUUCAACACAUCGUUCAUUUGUAAGUGGUCCAUGGAAGGAAUUCUUUUCUGGAAUAGAUAAGAAGGAUAAAGACAAGUUUUUUAAAGAAAUGCUUUUAAAAGUAUUUCCUAGUCACAAUCUAAGCCAUGUGGCCAUUAACAUGCCAAUUAUAGAAAGUGAUAUAUUAAGAAGACCUUUUAAUAUUUUGCCAUUAUAUAAUGAACUUAUUGAUUCAUCUAUUGAUAUUGAAAAUUCUUCUUUAUGGGAUUCACCCACACAAGAGGAAUUGGAUAAAACUCUAUGGUGUCAUGUAAUUCAAAAUGGUGUUCACCAAUAUUGGGCACCUAUGUUUACUAUGUUUAGUCGUGGUAAUAUCAAGGAAAAGAAGAGGAUUUUAGAUACAUUUCAAGAUAUUGAAGGUAACGAUAUAGUUGAUCUUUAUGCAGGUAUUGGAUACUUUACAUUGAGUUAUCUUAAAAGAGGAGCACGCAAUAUAUUUUGUUUUGAAUUGAAUCCAUGGAGUGUAGAAGGAUUGAAUAAAGGUUUACAAAAAAACAAAUUCACUGGUAAAGCCCACGUCUAUUGUGAAAGUAAUGAAAUGAGCUAUACCAGGUUAAAAGAAACCGGUAUGAAAGAUUUAAGAAUCCGCCAUAUUAAUCUAGGAUUAUUACCGACAAGUAAACCAAGUUGGCCAUUAGCAUUACAACUAAUCGCAAUGGAUGAAAACAAUAAAAUGCUAACACCAGUUUGUACAUUACACAUUCAUGAAAAUAUCCAUAUCAAUUCAAUUGAAGAUGGUUCAUUUAUCAAAGAGGCUUUACAAGAGCUUAAGACAAUUAAACCUGAAUAUAAUUACAAAAGCAAGCAUCUUGAAAAAAUCAAGACCUUUGCACCAGACGUUUGGCAUGUAUGUUUAGACGUUGAUGUAAUCACACAAUGA
This is a messenger RNA of Vanderwaltozyma polyspora DSM 70294, 1260 nucleotides long. RefSeq names its product tRNA(Phe) (4-demethylwyosine(37)-C(7)) aminocarboxypropyltransferase (gene TRM12). Gene Ontology annotation, cellular component: cytoplasm. Bases 1 to 1260 code for a protein of 419 amino acids. NCBI's taxonomy places the organism in Eukaryota, Fungi, Ascomycota, Saccharomycetes, Saccharomycetales, Saccharomycetaceae. Gene Ontology annotation, biological process: tRNA methylation; wybutosine biosynthetic process. The record is from RefSeq and is a predicted model, not a curated record. Gene Ontology annotation, molecular function: S-adenosylmethionine-dependent methyltransferase activity; tRNA methyltransferase activity. The transcript has a single exon.